Paramormyrops kingsleyae is the source of this 1681-nucleotide messenger RNA. Lineage: Eukaryota; Metazoa; Chordata; Actinopteri; Osteoglossiformes; Mormyridae. The record is from RefSeq and is a predicted model, not a curated record.
AGGGGAUCAACUGUGGUGAUUCAAUGUGAAUAUCAUUACCCAAAGUCAUUCAAUGUGGAGUCGAUGAUGUGGAGCCGUAACUCAGAGGAUUGUACUGGAAAAUCAUAUGUCUGUCACAGUAAUAAUAUAAACAUCAAAGCUGAGUACAGAGGCAGAGCAGAGUGUUUGGGGGACAAAGUGAGGAACUGCAUGUUAAAGAUAAAUGACAUUACUGACACUGAUGCUGGAGUGUACAGAUUUAGGUUUACAAGUAAUGGGUGUGAACAGUGUGGUCAGCGUGGAGUAGCACUUCGUGUUGGUGAAUUAAAGGUUGUGAUAACUUCCUCUGCUGGAAGUAGAACAUUGACUGAAGGAGAUUCCGUGAAUCUGACAUGUGACACGGAGAGCUGCUCUCUCAGCCAAUCAGAAUUCACCUGGUUUAAGGACAACCAGCCAAUCACAGAGACACGGCCCACACUCCUUUUCAAUCCUGUCUCCUACCAUCACACUGGAAAAUACUCAUGUGCAUUAAAAGGAUAUAGAGGGACUUUGUCUAAUCCCAUCCUACUUCUUCUUCAAUCUAAAGGUAAUCCAACAACAGUAAUCCUAAUGGUUUUGGGAAUUCUGAUGUCUGUUUUACUUAUGAUAAUUUGCAUAAUAAGGAGGAAGAUUAAAUUACUGUGUAACAGAAGAGGUAACAGAGGAGAAAUUAAACAGAGCUGUCAUUCUGAUUCUGACAAUAUUACAUAUGCAGUUAUAGAUGUGAGUAAAAGGUCACCUGAGUAUAACACUCUGAUGACUGCGGCCAAUGACAGAGACCCUGCACUUCAGGAGUCACAUCCAGUUUAUAGAAAUAUGAUGAAGUGAGAGUGAUGAUAUCAGGGAUCAAACUGAAACUGUAGGCUAAAAACAGUGAGCAGGCAGUUAAGAAUUAUACUGUAUGUGAAUGUGUACAUUUCACAGACAUGAAAACUUUUAAUUUUGCUUUGUUGUAGAACACUGGUUACAUGUGUAACGAACUGCCAUAUAAAAUUGUUUUAGCUUAGCUUAAAUAUACAUUAGCUUACAUAUAUAAGGCAUAAUUUUACCUGAAAUUGCUACAUGUUUUUCCAUAAUUUCAACACAGUUUUCAUUCAGAUGGGUUGAUAAUUCAUAUGAAAAGUACCAAAAUGAUUAACUGAAUGAAAAUUCACAGUGGUAAUUGCGUUUAUUACCUAUUCAUUACAUUAAUAACAUGUUUUAUAACCAUUUUAACCUAUUACCCAUAUGUCCUUAACAAGUAAAACAAUCAGGGUGCCAUAGGCACUGUGUUAAUGCUUAUCCCUCUAGCAAAAGAAUAUCUUGCUAGAAGAAAGCUAAAAAAGAAGAAAAAAUUACUGUGGUCUAAUUGUAAUUAGUUAAGGAUUCUUAAUAGUUUUUUUUAUGGUAACAUGCAACUUUAUUCUACCAUUGUCUACCACUGAAACAGAAUGAAAGCAUGUCAUAAUAUUAUACAUCACUAUUUUAGAUAUCAUAUAAGAAAACAGCAGAGACUGAUUAAAUAUAUCAAGUCAAAUGAGCUCAGGGUGACCGAGAGGAAGAAACAGAGACCAAUAAACAGUGGGCUGCAUCCAGGAGUUACAGGGAGGGAAAAAAGGCCAGAGUUGACUGGCCUAGACUGGGUAAAGUUCCAAGAUGCCUGGGGUUAGUCCUCAAAGCUCUA